CAGCGACGUGCUCCGAAGCGCUAUCGGCCUGAGGAAGCAACGACAGUAGCGGCGGCAGUAGCAGCAACACGAGUCGCUGGCCGACGAUCAGCGUGAAAAGUUGUUCCAAGGUGCGAGUCGCGUGACAGCCGCGUGUCGAGGUAGCGCCGAGGUUGCGGAGCGCCGACGACAAGCACAACGACGACGACGACGGCAACGACGCCGACGGCGACGACGGAGACGAGGAGGAGGAGGAGGAGGAGGAGGAGGAGGAGGAGGACGAUGUCGCGCGACGAGGCGCCGUGCUCGCAAGGUGGAGUCUGCUGACGCACGGCUCUACCAGUGGUAUCCUCUCGUAGGCCAACAACAGUGAGUUCUCACUGUAUCUCGCGAGCCGUUCGCCGAGCGUGUUGGUGGAUCCUCGUCGGCGAAACGGACGGCGAUCGGCCGGGCCUGUAGCGGUCGGUAGGAAAAUGGCGGCGCGCCUUCCGCGACGGAGACGACGUCGCGCGACGACGGCGACGACGUGCGGAAUCUGAAGAAUCGCCCGCGCGCGUCCGCAAGCACCCCCGCCGCCGUCGCACCGGCCGCGGCGGCUUCAGCGCCGGGGCUCUGUUCAACCCCGCUGCUCAGGGCGACAACCCCACGAGUAGUGUGUUGUGUUCGAUCGGUUCGACGUCGAGCGGCGAGCGGCGAGCGGCGAGCGGCGUGCGGCGUGCUUUUACCUGGAGCGGUGUGAGCUCGUUCGGCGCGCGUUCCGCUACGUUCGCGCGUGUGCCGCAGGAAAACAACGGCGACGCACCGAGCGCAUACGAGUCGCGACGGCGUGCAUUACGUGCGUUCGUGCAUGCGUUACGUGCGGUGGGCAAGAAGCGUGCUCUCGCUCUCUCGGAAGUGACGAGUGCUCUCACGCGAGCGCUCUUAUGCGAGUGAGAGCCGCGGCUCUGCGGCAUCGGCAGCUGCAGCAGCACGGCGAACACGCUGACAAGUGUCGUCUCAUCGGCGGGGUGACUCGCGUCAUCACCAUCACCGUCACCCCCGCGCUCGCUGGAUGAUGAUACCGCGCUCGGCGGCAGCGGUCAUCGUCGCCGCCGCCCGCGCGACUCGCUCGCGACUCUGCCGAGGUCGACGUUGAGCCGCGGCGGCGGCGGCGGCGGCGGCGACGACGACGACGGCGGUGGCCACGGCAGUGGUGGCCAAGGCCGGCGGGCCCCGCACGGCAACGACUCCACGACGUGACCACGGCGGACCACCGGCUCUCGCGGAAGCUCAGAGAAGAUGAGGGACGUUCGCGACGGAGGCGGCAUGGCGAGCCUGCUCGCCCUGGCGCUCUUCUGUUUCUUCCAUGCCUCGUGCCCAGUGGAUGGACUGCUGAAGUGUUACUGCGACAUUUGCGCGGACACCAAUUACACAUGCGAGACCGAUGGCUAUUGUUUCGCCAGUACGAGCCUGGAAAACGAAGUCGUCACGCAUGCUCGCAGGUGUUACAAUAAGACGCACUUCUUCCCGGACACCGACUACUCCGUUUGGUGCACCACGAACAGUACACUACGCGGUCAGGAUGGCAUCCGAUUCGAGGUCGCCUGUUGCGAUCAAUUCGACUACUGCAAUCGCGAUCUAGGGCCCUUCUUUCCUCCUCACGAGUCCAGAGGUGGGCCGUACUCUCACUUCGCGAACCACCUCGCACGAGUGUCGUCGGGUGGCGGCGGCAAGUCGCAGAUCAACUGGGUGAUCGCCGUAGCGAUAGCAGGCCCGAUAGUCGGCCUGAGCGUGAUCGUAAUGCUCAUCUAUCACAUACGGCGCAGCAAGAGGAAGAAGCGGGACAGGCACUACCCGGACGACUCGCACGACGCGCCGGACCGGCCGAUCCUGGACGGCGUCACCAUCAGGGACAUGCUGGAGAUGACUACGAGCGGCAGCGGCUCGGUAGGCCUGCCGCUUCUGGUACAACGGAGCAUAGCGCGCCAGAUCCAGCUGGUGGAGACGAUCGGGAAGGGUCGCUUCGGCGAGGUUUGGCGCGGGCGUUGGCGCGGCGAGAACGUCGCCGUGAAGAUCUUCAGUUCGCGGGAGGAGAGGUCCUGGUUCCGCGAGGCCGAGAUCUAUCAGACGGUGAUGCUGAGGCACGACAACAUCCUGGGCUUCAUCGCUGCCGAUAACAAAGAUAACGGCACGUGGACGCAGCUGUGGCUGAUAACGGAUUAUCACGAGAAGGGCUCGCUCUUCGAUUACCUCAACAGAUCAACCGUCGAUACGAACGGUAUGAUAAGGAUGGCCUUGUCGAUCGCCACCGGCUUGGCGCAUCUUCACAUGGAAAUAGUCGGCACGCAAGGCAAGCCGGCUAUCGCUCACCGGGACCUGAAGUCAAAAAAUAUUCUCGUGAAGACUAAUGGUACCUGCGCCAUAGGCGACCUCGGGCUGGCCGUCAGGCACGACGUAAUCACGGAUACCGUCGACAUUCAGCUCAACAACAGAGUCGGCACGAAGAGAUACAUGGCGCCCGAGGUUCUUGAAGAGACGAUAAACAUGAACCACUUCGACUCGUUCAAGAGGGCGGACGUGUACGCGCUCGGCCUGAUCCUCUGGGAGAUCGCCAGGCGUUGCAACGUUGGCGGGAUUCACGACGAGUAUCAGCUGCCCUUUUACGACUUGGUGCCUUCCGAUCCGACUAUCGAGGAGAUGCGGAAAGUCGUGUGCACAGACCGACAGCGGCCGUCGAUACCGAACCGAUGGCAGUCGAUCGAAGCUCUGCAGGUGAUGUCGAAGGUGAUGAAGGAAUGUUGGUACCACAACGCGGCCGCUAGGCUGACCGCACUCAGGAUCAAGAAAUCGCUCGCUAAUUACGGCGCUAUGGAGGACCUGAAGUAGAUUAAGCUUUCGUCGGGCUCUUGGACGGGAAGAGAGCGACGGGGGAUCGAUUGGUACGUUGCAUACGCCGGACGUAGCUACGACUGGAAAUUCGACGCGUUGGAGCUCCCGACGAUCAGACGGAGGGGAAGCGGGAGGAAGAUAUUCCGAGGGGUGUACAUACCGAACAGAUAUUCCGUGGAGUCUCGCGAAGAGUCUGAGAAAUAGACUGGCCGAAGUUAUGGGGUUCCUUCGUGCGAGACAGGCCUCGACGUUCGAGCAGAUUCGAGCACUGCACGAGCGGUCGGCAUCGUAACGCGGCGAGUCGUGGGCAGAGAAGUAGAACGAACGAACGACCGGACGACCGAUAUGUUGCGGUGGGAAGAAACUUGGUUACUUCAGUGGUCCCGAUGUGUCAUCAUCGCGACCCGAUAAUCGAUCGCUCGAGCGAACGGGUCGGCAGGAAGUCGCGCGAUACGAUUUCGGUUAAUCGAACGAUCGCUCGGUUAUCGUGUCACACGUAUACUUACAUUUCUAUACGCAGCACAUACACACACACACACACACACACAGACACUGCUGUAUAUUUAUUAUGAUAUAUAUAUAUUAAUGUUAAGAUAACGAAGUAUACAAAUUUAUUAUAUAGUGACGUUUAUUGAUUACUACUAAUGAGUAACGGUACAUUCGUAUAUUAAUAUAUAUAUACACGCGUAUAAUUAUAUAUUAUACAUAUUCGUUAUCGGAGACUAACCGAUUCGAUUAACCGAACCAAUCUUCGUUCUCUCCGGGCGAUCUCGCGAGAGCGACUUUCGUCCUCGGCCGAGAGACAAUCGACGCGUUCGCGCGAGCGCAUGCUGAAUCGAUGGAAGUGAUCAGGACGUCGCGCGAGAUACGAACGUAUCGGCUCAGCUCAGCGAAUGGUUGCGGAAGUACACGCGAAAAAGGCCUCAGACGUUGAGAGAGUUGACACUUUUUAAUAUAAAUUCCGAGAAUACGCUGUUAGAUUUUACCGACGCGUGUAAGAAGAGAAAGAGAGAGAGAGAGAGAGAGAGAGAAAAGGAAAAAAAAGAAAGAAAGAAAGAGCGGGACUGGAGACACAUUGGGAGCAUAUACCGUACACCUUGUUAUACAAAAGAGAAAUGCAUAUCUUUUGGUUUUCCUUCCUCUCGAGAGUUCGUCGAUUCAAGCGACACUAUACAGGGUAGAUAAAGAGACCGAACGACGCUGACCGGUUCUGACCGCUGGUCGAAAGAGAGAAAGUAGGAAGAGAGGGAAAACGGCGUCCGGUAAAUUCGAAUUCGAAGUACGCGAAACGGCGUCCUCUGUCUGUCGAGUGAGCGACAGGACAGCCGUUCGACGAGAUAUCCUUCGGCCUUUUGGAAAACGCGAGGAAUAACGCGAGUCAUCACCGCGACUACCGGCGAGACCUGCGUAAAAAGAGCGUUCUCCUCCCUGCGCGCGACAAUUACCGCGAGACUUUUGGCGCAUCGUCCGGUUUUGUUUGUCGACCCUAUACGUAUACUCUUAGUGUGUAGUAAAACACAUCCGAAUGUUUUGCUCAAAGCGAAUAUUUUUGCGUAACGAGAGAGAGUGCGCGCGCGCGCGAGCGAUGCGUAAUGGCAACGGCGGGACUUUCGAAGCGUGUUUCCUUUGCAACGCAGGAAGGCUGAAAAUUGAAGGAUGCUAAGCUCAAGAGCGCGUAAUAUCGUGGCCUGAAAGGAGCGUGAGAGAGGGAGAGAGUGCGAGAGAAUGUGAGAAAUGCGAGAGAAAGGCAGAGGGAAGAACGUGUGGCGAAAGCUGAACUGCGACUGAUACGAGAAGGAGAGAAAGAAGCGAGAGGACAAAUUCGAUAAAAAGAGAAUCAUUGGAGAAUCUAUAUUUUCGGGAAUUUUUUUGCGUGGAAGAGAGAAAGAGAGGGAGAGAGAGAGAGAGAGAGAGAGAGAGAGAGAGAGGGAGAGAGAGAGAGAGAGAGAGAGAGAGAGAGAGAGAGAGAGAGAGAGAGAAAGGUACGAAGUACAGCGAACGUGAAAAUGUCGAUCGAGUGAGUGUAUGUGAGACGAGCGGACGCGAUUGGGCGAGAGGAGGAGAGGAACCAAACGUGGCUCGAUGUUGCGAACGUUUCCGUACGCGAUUGUGAACAUUUGCGAUUUCUUAUCCCUCUCGCACUCUUGAUCGUGCAAUUUCGUCGACAUUGCGAAAUUUUAUCAAACUUAUCCCGCGAAGAGGAAGCUUAUUCGUUCGAUCUUCAUUGGAAAUUAUUUCCAAUCGCGGGGACAUUCUUCUCUAGUCAACGAACGUACGUCUGCGCUUUUGGUGUUCCUCCGGCGUGAUCGCGUCCGAGUAAUUCCUCGGAUUAUUUCCAUCGUAUUGUAUCGUUAAUGUACGCGCUACAUCUCGACGACGGCUUUAAGAAGGAGCUCUUAUCGGUGUUCGUUUGUCAUUCGGCCCGGUGUUAUAUUUCGUACGUUUCCUUCGUGUGUACCGAGGCUCCCUCCCUCGGGAGGUCGAAGGUGAAUUUCGUGUGUACACGUUUGCGCGCUGUAUUUCAGUGAGUUGAAAAAAGCAAUCGUAGUGCUCGAAAGAUAGAUACGUAAGUUUGGUAUACUGCGCGAGACUGAGAAUGCGACGAGUAUGCGUAUGGGUGGUCUCUGUGCGAAAAAGAAAAAGAAAACACGAUAAUUGUAAUAUUAUCGGGUGGCGAACAGGAGGGAGCGUUCUCCUGUUUGUCCUCGUGGGAUGGAGAACGAGCGUCUCCUCUUCAGCCGCGGAUAUAUACUGAUUAUAUCGGAUAAUAGAGUGUAUAGUGUAUACUUCUUGGACGAGGCGAGAUUUAUCUGGAGUGUGAGAGAGAGAGAGAGAGAGAGAGAGAGAGAGAGAGAGAGAGAUAGCGAGCGUGAAGGAAGAAGUCGCGUGAGGCGGAAAAUUUAGGCGAGGAAAGAAAAAAGAAAGAAAGAAACAAGAGAACACAAGAAUCUUCGUCAUCCAAUAGUCAACGUAAAAGUCUGCGAGGUUACAAUUAUUACUAUACUAUAGACAAAG
Molecule: messenger RNA, 5862 nt
Organism: Harpegnathos saltator (Jerdon's jumping ant)
Lineage: Eukaryota; Metazoa; Arthropoda; Insecta; Hymenoptera; Formicidae
Gene: babo
Product: TGF-beta receptor type-1 babo
Exons: 8
Coding region: 1258-2844 (528 amino acids)
Biological process (GO): protein phosphorylation; cell surface receptor protein serine/threonine kinase signaling pathway; cellular response to growth factor stimulus
Cellular component (GO): signaling receptor complex; plasma membrane
Molecular function (GO): transmembrane receptor protein serine/threonine kinase activity; ATP binding
Source: RefSeq, a predicted model, not a curated record